Molecule: messenger RNA, 405 nt
Organism: Clavispora lusitaniae ATCC 42720
Lineage: Eukaryota; Fungi; Ascomycota; Pichiomycetes; Serinales; Metschnikowiaceae
Biological process (GO): protein transport
Source: RefSeq, a predicted model, not a curated record
AUGGACGGAUCGGAAACUUCCCAAGCUCCAUUUGCGUUUGUCUACAACUAUGUCGACAAGGACACGUUGCACAAGUAUCUUCGCUUGACGAUAAUUGUGUGCUUGUAUGUUUUCUUGAGAUCAUACUACUCCAACUACGCCAAACAAAAAGAGAUCCAGCGCAAGAUCGACGAGGACAAGAGGGAAAAGGCAUUGGAAAAGGAGAAGGCGGAAACCGAAGAAGCCGAGACGUUGAGCAAACUUGACGAUGAGGCGCAGACUUUUGGCUGGGGAAAAGCCACCAGAAGAACCGUGAAGCGUCAAAGUGCUGCGUUGAAGCAGCAGGCGGAAGACUUGAGAGAGUACCACCAGAGCGCAUACGAUGCAGCAGAAGACCACGACAUUGACGAUUUGUUGGAGGAUUGA